This is a messenger RNA of Seminavis robusta, 2420 nucleotides long. The record is from the annotation of a GenBank genome assembly. Lineage: Eukaryota; Bacillariophyta; Bacillariophyceae; Naviculales; Naviculaceae.
GAACAUGGCGAGGCGAGGUCGUUGCGUUUCCGCGUUUCCUUGUCCUCCGUCAUUUUCCAAAAGACCAAGCUACUGGAAGAGCCGAUGGGACAAAGGAAGGAACCUUUGUCUAAGCUGAGCAAACGAUACUCUUAGACAACCAUACCAGAUAGCGACAAUACUACAAGCUAGCUAGAUGAUCCGCAAUUGGAAGUUGGCGGCCUCCCUCUUGACGAUAUGUGUCUUGGCCGUGGUCUAUGAGAUUGCCAAGUUGCGUGGGGAAAAAGCCGUUCUGGAAGCCAAGGUGACUCUGCUCAAGGAAGAGCUCGAACACAACAACAAUGGAGCCACCACAACCACAACAUCUACCAGUACCAGUGCAAUAGAUACAUCUACCAAGACCAAGAAAGCCAACCAACAAGUCAACCAAGACAAGAGAGACGAAACGAAAACAGAAAAGAAGGACACUGGUCCAUUUCGGGACAAGCUGUUCGAGGCCAUUGAGUUUUGCACUGGCAACAACUACGUGGCUCCAUGGGCCUACAAGACGCACAUUGACCGUCUCGUCCCAUCUGAAGAAUCCGCCAGAAACUUUUCCCUACAACGGCAACAUUUUGAACCAAAUAAUAACAAGCAACCCGAGUGCACUACCGUCACCGACUUGUUACAAGCCGUUCGAAAUGGAAGACGCCAAUGGAACGAGCCACAUCUCAACACGGACGUUACUGAACUCGUCAAUCCGCAGUAUUGGGAGGAACAAGAAGUGACACCCUCCCGGUUCUUCCCCGAUCAAUGCGAUAUUCCACUCUUGUCACCCGAUCAAAUGUGUGACGUGCUCGGCCAAUUCUCCCACAUUUUGUUUCUCGGCGAUUCCCUCGAGCGACACAUGUACAUGGCAUUGGUCUCGGCCGUCAAGAACGACUUGAUUCGAGGAUUUGUACAAGACUCGGAUCAAGCGCUCAUGAGAGAAAAAUGCUACUGUGAUGGACAGUUUAGUGAACACGAACAUUGUCGCUUGUACACUCCCGAAAUGAUGUCGUUUCAUGCACCCGACAAGGGAUUUUGUUCGCAACAAACAACAUCGGCCAUGGUCCGGUGGGCCAAUUAUGCCCACAAAGAUGGACCGGCCGAGUAUCGAACCAUUUUCUCCGGCAUUGAUUGCUCCCAACCCGAUAACCAAGGAUUGCUCCUCAUUCUACAGGGGGGACUCCAUUUUGAAGUCAAUGCCCGCAACGUAUUCACACAUUUCCGGGAUCACAUGUGGCCACAUCCUCAUCUCGUACGGUGUGCCGCACACAAUAAGCUCUAUGUCAUUUGGCUGGGAAUGAGUGCGCAAUCCCCACGCUUGUACGAUCAAUAUCCCCAACAACGCGCCGAAUCGGCCAUUCAAUUUGACAAGGACAUGGAACCCAUCUGGGAACAACAACAAUGGUACAAUGUCACCACCAUUCAUUGGAUGAACUUUACCAAACGGGCUCAAACAUCCGAUGGAGUCCAUUACUUGACAGAAACAAACUACUUUCGGGCACAGUAUUUGCUCCAAUUGGCGCAAUUGAUGAAACAGGAACAAAUCACGUUUCAUGUGGGGAACUGAUCCAUUCCACGACUUGACUCCACUGUCCAUUGCUGCUGCUGCUUGGCAUACUUUCUGCAUGGCAUCACCUUGUGAGGAACACGCCAUUUCUUUGCCCUCGGUGUCAAUCCAUCCAUCCAUGGAAGAAAACGGAUGGCCAACACAACAACAUGCAUUUGAAAGUGAAACCUGCAUUCGGUUGCAUUGGUGCAGAAACGUCAUGGCGCUUCCUGUUGCUGGCAUCACACCAGGCAUGAGACUGUCCCAAGCCAGUUGGUUGGCGGAUGCUGAGACAAUGCAACAGGGAACACGUUUGGAAAUACAACAAUCGGCUACUGCUUCUGCAGCGUGUGGUUGGGUUCCUUCUGCAGACAAGCCAGGCAUGCGUUGAUACGUCUGUCAAAGUGGUUAUCCACAAUGCUUGCGUCGGGCAUUUGAGCCGCUCAAAUGGAAUAAAUUGGGUCUCCUGCGGUAGUUCGCAAUGGGAGAGGCUGGAACUAUCUCAUCACUCAUCACCUUCGUUCCAUGACACAGCAGUAUAUUGACCUCAUCCAUUCCACUUCCAAGAGGAUCGUUUAGUCACAUAGCUUGUUCCCAACUUUAAUAGCUGAAGAAGCUGUAGCUCAAUAAAAAGUGAGCAGGGUGAUCCUCCUUGCCACAGUCGUACCUCUUGGCUGCGAAAACUCAAUUGGGUCGUAAACUCGGAAGCUUACCGUACACACCAAGGCUUGACUAACGAUGACACCCAAGCCACAGACGAAUAUCUUGAACUGUGAAUACUAUCAUUGCCAUGAUGUUUGCUAAAGUCGUACGUCUUAUCCGAAAUUAUUUUGACCUUUUCAUUGUGACAUUACAGCCAGCAAGGCUG